Molecule: messenger RNA, 3989 nt
Organism: Vespula vulgaris
Lineage: Eukaryota; Metazoa; Arthropoda; Insecta; Hymenoptera; Vespidae
Product: protein PFC0760c
Exons: 7
Coding region: 1741-3486 (581 amino acids)
Source: RefSeq, a predicted model, not a curated record
ACAUAUAAGUAAAUAAAAAAAUCUAAUUUUAGAAAAUACAAGAUCAAGAAAUCAAGAAAAAUUUGUAUUUUUUGUAAAUGAGGAUAUAAAGUAUCGAUCAAUUUAAUUCCAGGACAUUGUGUAUUUAUUCAUCGAAUGAAUAAUGAAUGAUUUUAUCGAAGUAUUCGAUAUACCGAAGAAUUUGAGUAAGAAUUCCAUAGACAUAUGCUCUUCGCUAAUUUCGCUGUUUUUCCAUUACCGAUCGGUCUACCUAUAUCCCCUUCUUUCUCUCUUUGUCAUACUCCUUGUAGCUCCACCCUUUCUCUCUCUCUCUCUCUCUCUCUCUCUCUCUCUCUCUCUCUCUCUCUCUCCCUCUCUACCUCUCUACGGAACAUUCUCUCUUCGCGCACGUGUCUAUCUUCCUUGCAUGUAUACGAAAACGUGUUCGUCGGCCUCUGGUACAUAUCCUGAUUACUAAUUUACAAAGCCGUGGACUACUUCCACGCUUGGGUAUGACACCAAAUUCCAUAUUCCAGUUGAAUGGAGAGUUGAGAAGAGUGAACCUGAUGAUCCUUAAGAAUCCAUGAAUCGUGCAAGAAGCUAUACUAUCAUAUCAUUCGAUAGACCACUUUAGUAAUUGCACUUGUUUCCUGUUCCACGAAUUAACGGUUCAUCAUACACGAUAUAGGUCUACUUUCUAAUCUCUUUUCCGACAUCAUUUUAAUGUAAAGAUUUUCGAAGGUCGAUUAAUUUAUCACUUUAUCAUACUUAAUUAGAAAGAUCAAUAUGUGCUUAAAUAAAAUAACAAAAACACUUCGGUUAUUUGUGUAUUUUUAAAAAGUAAAACUUAUUGUUUCUAGAUAUUAUUUGAAUGAUUUAAAAAGUAAGCAUUUCCUUUUUUUACAGAUAAAAUUUAUGAAGACGAAAUCAGUCGGACCUAGAUUUUAAAUUUAUCUGGAAGAUCUAAUGUUUAAGUAUUAGAAUCAACGGAUAAGAGUAGUAUAAUCUAUCGAGGAAGUUGCCUGAUAUUUACAGUUAGCUGCUAAUUCAAACUCUCACGGAUUGUUUUCUUUAGUAAUUCCCAAGAACGUUAAAAUUUCGCUUUAUUAAAUUUCAAGAUUUAUUGAAACGCGAAGAAAAAAUAUUCGUAUUAUUUUCGUUUUGUUUCUUCUAUCUAUUCAUUAAAGAAAUAUAUAUGGACGGAAAAUUUCAAUAUCUCUUUAUUUUGAACAAAUAGUUUUCUAUUAGUUUCAGUUAAAUUAUAAGCAUAACAAUUUAAGAAAAUAAUAAGAUGAAGAAUUUAACAGUAAGAGAUACACGGAGAAAGAAAAAGAUAUCAGAAUAAUGGUAUAAAAUAAUUGUUGAUUAAUUAAUUUGAUUAUAUUGUCGUAGAAUUUGUUCUCCCCUUGAAUAAAACUCGCUUUCGAAAUACAAUACAUUCUCUCAAGGAAGAGAGAAAACACAAUGGAGCGCGUGAAAAAGAUGAUGGAAUAUAAUAUUAAGUACCCGAAGGAGGCAUCACCAAGAAGGAGGACGAAGAAGGAGAACGAAAGAGGUGGAGGCACUGGUUAGUAUAAAAGGGUCGAACCACGGUAUCUCGCCUGUUUCAAUACUCUCAACGAGUCGUGCGGUAGAUCACACGUGUCAUUGAUCGCGACAGUCAUCCGCAAACGGGACGUUCACGACUUCCACAUUGAGGAAGUUGAAAAGGUGGACGAGAAGGGAGAGUGAAAGAGAAAUUAAAUAAGAAAAGAUAGAACAAUGAAACUAGUGGCAGUGCUUGGAUUGCUAUGCUGUCUUGCCAUAGGAGCAUUGGCAUCACCAGUGCCGAAAAUCAGCGAUAAUAAAGCAUCGGUUGCGAAUGCUCUCGUCUCAGGAAGACAAGCGCAAGCACCACCGGUUGCUGCGGAAGAUGAUGACGAUGACGAUGAUGAUGACGACGACGUCGAUCUCGAUAUUACAGGGGAUGACGACGAUGACGAUGACGACGACGAUGACGACGACGACGACGACGAUGACGAUGAUUAUUUGGAACGUUUUAUUGAGGAUAUUUUAGGAGGCGAGGAAGAUGACGAUGACGACGAAGAUGAGGAAGUGAGUCAAACGGCUUCACAAGUAACACCUGUGGCAGCCUCACCGAUACAAUCUGCACCCUUGAUAGCCUCGCAAUCGAUACCGGCAGCAGUUCAAGCUGAUUUGAACGCUGCUGCAGCAUCCGUGGAGAAUACGGCUGAGGAAACAGCUAUUGGAGGUGAACCUACGUCGUCCGACGAUGAUGCUUACGACGAGGUCGAGGAAGCUGGGGACGUUGUGCCCGAAGGUCAAACCGUUGGCCAGGAAUCCGGACUUGAAGGUGCAGACUCUAUUGUAAAUCCUGUUGUCCAACCAGCCAAUUCUCAAGCUGCUGCGGCACAGAAUGACGACGACGACGACGACGAUGACGACGACGACGACGUCGACCUUGAUAUCACGGAAGACGACGACGACGAAGACGACGAGGACGACGAAGAUGACGACGAUGAUGACGACGAUGAUGAGGACGCUAUUGCGGACAUCACCAGCGCCAGACAUGCACAUGAUUUGGAGUCGGAACCCAGCAGUUAUGUACCAGCCAUCUAUGUUGCAAAAUACAAUCAUUUUGUAGACAACAUUCUCGAGAGGAUUAAUAAAAUUUUAAGCGCUAAUUAUGAUCCAGUGAUGGUCAAAUUAACUAAUCCAAACUCGAACUCGAAAUCGAAUAAGAAGAAAAACAAUUCUAAAAGUAAAAAGAAUAAAUACGGUUCAAAGAAGAGUACUUCUGGAUUGGUCGCACAUAUCUCUGAAAAUAUAAACAAUGAAGAGUCGAACGACAUACAGAAAAUGACAGAUUCUCACAAAAACUCGCCCAUAGCUACAACUUUAAUGGAUAUAGAAUUACCAACAACGAUGUCGACUCUUGGAUCAUCUGACAGUGCCAUUGCACAAAAUCGUAUAAGAAAUGCCAAACGAAAAUCAUCUCAUUUUCAAAAUAAAAAGUCGAAUCGUAACAAAACGAAAAAUCGAAACAAAAUCAAAAAUUCCACAAGCGGUAGUAACAAAAAUAAGGGUAAGGCAAGAGCGAUUUUAUAUGGGCUCGCUUCGCUUCAAAGAUCAGGAGAUGUAUCGGUAAAUAUGAUGAGUGAUCAUACGACUAUCAAAACGAAAUUUACCUUGGGACCUUUAAUACUCAAAGUCGAAAAAGAGUUCGGUAGAGCCGCGAAAAAAGAACUUAGAAGUGCAACUGCUACAACAGCAGGAAUGUCUGGUAAACUGAGUCUUCGUGUGCUGCACGGAGGUGCUGCCACGUUGCAUUCCAUUCGUGUUUUACAACCCAAACAGGUUCGUGUUGAAAGCGCGGAUGAUCACGAUAGAACAAGAGAAUUCGUUUGGAGAAGAUCAUCUCACAUCGCUCAUUUAGUAUCUCAAAAACUUUUAACAGCUACAAGAUCAAUGUUACGACCUCCACCUGUCCCAGCACUUGCCGCUUAAAUUAUACUUGAAUUUGAAUUAUAUUUGAUCCAAAUGAAAUCAUUAUAAGUGCCAUAACAAUGGGUUCAAUUCAUCGUUUCGCGUUAUUCCAUUUUGUGGUACACGCUCUUUGUUUUUAAAUCACGGUUUUAUCGAUUGGAAUCAAUGAAGAAUUAUUUGCUUAUUCUUUUUACGCCCUUGUAAAAAACAAAAAAAAAAUACAUUUUUCAAGAUGCUACGUUUUUAAAAAAAAUGAUAGAAAGAAAGUAUAAACAAUAUGAUUUCAUUUUGGAUUAACAUUUGUUUUUUCUAACACGUUCAUACUUAUUUAUUUAUUUAUAUUAUUUAUUUAAAGUAGUGCUGAUUUUAAAUUGCAAUUAUUUUUAUAUUACCAGAAAUAUUCCGGAGAACAUAUGUUUAUAUAAAAAAAUAAGAAAGUAAACUUUAGUAAAAUUUAACUAAUAAAUUAAAUUAUGCGUUAAGUCAAAUAAAAUAUUAAAUAUGAGCUUGUCAAUUUAUUUUUC